Wasmannia auropunctata (little fire ant) is the source of this 585-nucleotide messenger RNA. RefSeq names its product vesicle transport protein USE1-like. The record is from RefSeq and is a predicted model, not a curated record. NCBI's taxonomy places the organism in Eukaryota, Metazoa, Arthropoda, Insecta, Hymenoptera, Formicidae. Gene Ontology annotation, molecular function: SNAP receptor activity. Gene Ontology annotation, cellular component: SNARE complex; endoplasmic reticulum. Gene Ontology annotation, biological process: retrograde vesicle-mediated transport, Golgi to endoplasmic reticulum. The transcript has 2 exons. Bases 128 to 382 code for a protein of 84 amino acids.
GUUAUGUGUUGCAGAUGCAAGUAAGGACGGUGUACGACAGAGAUUAUCGAGUUCCAAUAUCCAGGACGAGGAUCUGGAUGCUAUCUUGAAGUACAAUCGUAAUAUCCAGGAGAAGAUCGCCGAGAAUAUGCUCUCCAUGACCAGCACUAUGAAGGAGCACGCAUUAGCGGCAAGCGCUAUCAUAAGAAAAGAUAUCGGCAUGCUGGAAACGUCCGACAAAUUGACCGAUGUAAAUGCUGUUAAAUUAAAGAAGGAAUCCCUGAAGCUGGAAGAACACACUAACUCAAAAUGGAGGUGCUGGGUAUGGCUUAUGAUAGCCUUUGUCCUGGUUGUAUUUUUCAAUAUGGUGUUAUUUAUGAAGGUGGCAAGAAAGAAGAUUUAGAUAAUUUCUAUAUUGGAACGUAUCGAUAAUUUCUGUAUCAACCGCGAUUGGAAUGUGUAGCUGCGCGUUACUGUGCGUACCGUGUGAGUCACUGGGUUGAUAUGAUGAUAGAAUUGCACAGCCAUGAGUGUGCUUGUAAAAACACCUGUGCCACCUAAAACCACUUGGAAACCUGGUAAAUAUACCACAAAAUAGCGAUAUAA